AUGGCGGCGGACGAACGACCUUAUGAGCAGUCGCUACCAUGGCGAGCAGCUUCCUCCACCACACUGGGCAUGGUAGGCUUCUUGUCUCGCUCAUUUCUUUACGCAUUCAACAGAACGGAAGUUCGAGGUUUGGAUCGUUUCCUUGAGAUUCUCGACGAAAGACGAGWCGAGAAAGCCAGAACACGAGGUCUCAUUACUGUGUCCAACCAUGUGAGCAUAGUAGAUGACCCCUUAGUCUGGGGCGCGUUACCACAUCGCUACUUCUGGAACACGAACAAUAUGCGAUUCUCGUUAGGCAGCGCCGACAUCUGCUUCCAAAAUGCACUGGCAUCCGCCUUCUUUACAUUCGGAAAUACCCUGCCAACUCAUCGAUCCGCUCAUUCUCAAUUCGGAGGCCUGUUCCAACCCACAAUGACACAGUGCGUACGGCUACUKAGCGAUCCACACGCAAGUCCAGGCGAGCCGCUACCUGCUGAAGCGGCCCGUCCAGUACUCAGUCUUCCACCUUCAGAUCCAUUCUCAUCAGCUCAGCUCACAUACUCCACCACUGGAUCUGACAGCUAUCCCGCUCCAUCUGCUUACCCUAGCAGAAGACAUAGUUGGGUCCACAUAUUUCCGGAAGGCAUGAUUCAUCAGCAUCCGGACCGUGUCAUGCGAUACUUCAAAUGGGGCGUUGCUCGGCUCAUACUCGAGGCUGAACCAUGUCCGGAUGUAGUGCCCAUGUGGAUCGACGGUCCUCAGCAUGUCAUGGACAAUGAACGUACAUUUCCGAGAAUAUUCCCCCGUGCCGGAAAGGACAUCAGCAUCAAUUUCGGCGACCUUGUUGAUUCUGAGAGGGUAUUUGGACCAUUCAGAGAGAGGUGGAGAGAUAUGAAGGAAAGAGCAAAACGCAAGCGUGUUUCGAACGGGAUGGAACCAGCAGGGGAGGAACUGGGAAUUCUUACUGAUCACGAUCUGAAGUUCAGCGAAGAGGCCCAGCAGCUUAGGAUCGAAGUCACCAUGGCAGUGCGGAAUGAGGUCCUCAAAGUUCGACGCUCUUGUGGCCUUGCUGAUGAAGACCCGAAGAGGGCGCUCGCCGACACGUGGCGAGAAGAGGGCAGCUCGCUGCAAGAGGGGCUGCGACAGGACGGCAGCUCAAUAAAAUUGGGAUGA
Molecule: messenger RNA, 1152 nt
Organism: Ramularia collo-cygni
Lineage: Eukaryota; Fungi; Ascomycota; Dothideomycetes; Mycosphaerellales; Mycosphaerellaceae
Product: related to human BTHS gene involved in Barth syndrome
Exons: 3
Coding region: 1-1152 (383 amino acids)
Biological process (GO): cardiolipin acyl-chain remodeling; inner mitochondrial membrane organization
Cellular component (GO): mitochondrial membrane
Molecular function (GO): 1-acylglycerophosphocholine O-acyltransferase activity
Source: RefSeq, a predicted model, not a curated record